Babjeviella inositovora NRRL Y-12698 is the source of this 1597-nucleotide messenger RNA. It is a transcript of the gene PGA4, whose product is annotated as 1,3-beta-glucanosyltransferase. Gene Ontology annotation, molecular function: 1,3-beta-glucanosyltransferase activity. Bases 90 to 1505 code for a protein of 471 amino acids. The record is from RefSeq and is a predicted model, not a curated record. Gene Ontology annotation, cellular component: cytoplasm; fungal-type cell wall. The transcript has a single exon. Gene Ontology annotation, biological process: fungal-type cell wall (1->3)-beta-D-glucan biosynthetic process. Lineage: Eukaryota; Fungi; Ascomycota; Pichiomycetes; Serinales.
GGGUCGCUUCCUUCUUCAGAUCUCGGUGUCGUUCUCUAUCCAUACUUCUAGCCCUAACUUCGCUAACUCGCUCGCUUUCCACUUUUGCUAUGAAGUUCCUGAGUUUUUCCGCCGGCUUACUCUUCUCCCUCGCCGCAUCCGCCGUCGCUCUUGACGCCAUCACUAUCAAGGGUAACGCCUUCUGGGACGGUAAUACCAGAUUUUACGUCCGAGGUGUUGAUUACCAGCCGUCUUCCUACAACGGGACCAAGGAUUUGGAUCUGACUGCCGAUGUGAUUGACCCUUUGGCCAACGAGGAGACCUGCAAGCGUGACAUCGCUAUCUUCAAGGACUUGGGGCUCAACACCAUCCGUGUCUAUACCGUGGACAACACGCAAAACCACACUGCGUGUAUGCAAAUGUUGCAUGAUGCUGGGAUCUACCUCAUUUUAGAUGUCAACACUCCAAUGUCCUCUAUCUCGCGUAGCAAUCCACCCUGUUCCUACAACUCCGCCUACCUCGAGAACGUGUUUGCUACCAUGCUCGAGUUUGCGGACUACGACAACACCUUGGCGUUCUUCGCCGGUAAUGAGGUGAUUAAUAACUCGAGCAACACCGACUCCGCGACUGAGGUCAAGGCUGUCGUUCGUGACAUGAAGACCUUCUUGAAGGAGAGAAACUUGAGACAGGUCCCUGUCGGCUACUCCGCCGCGGACGUCUCCUCCAACCGUCUUGAGGUUGCCGAGUACAUGAACUGUGGUGACGACGAGAUGGCCCGCUCCGACUUCUUCGGUGUCAAUGACUACUCCUGGUGUGGCGAGUCCUCGUUCACCACCUCUGGCUACAAGCAGAAGGUCGACUUGUACGCCAACUACGGCUUGCCAAUCAUCUUGUCCGAGUUCGGCUGUAACGUCUUCAAGGGCUCCGCCACCGGAACUCCCCGCCCGUUCACCGAGAUUGGCGCCAUCUACUCCGAACAGAUGUCCGGUGUCUUCUCCGGUGGUUUGGUCUACCAGUACACCAACGAAACCAACAAUUACGGGUUGGUCGUCAUCAAUUCCUCCAGUAACGUUACUAAGAUGCCAGACUACUACACCUUGAAGAGCGAGUUGGCCGAAACUCAGAACCCAUCCGGCGAUGGUGGGUACACGUCCUCCACAACCAUUUCCACGUGCCCGGCCUUUGAGGCUGGCAUCUGGGAGGCGUCAGACGACCUUCCAAACACCCCAGACAAGGCUUUGGCGUUCAUCAACAAAACCGCCGCCAUCACUCCAGGGGGCCUCGAGGAUCAGACAGACUACAUGUGCUACGCUGACGCGGCUGACUACAAGAGUGGCAGUUCCUCUGCUAGUGGUGGUAGCUCUACCACGAGUAGGGCCUCUUCUGCAUCUUCCGCAUCUUCCGCCACUUCUGCAUCUUCCUCGUCCAAGGCCGGUGCUGCUGGUCUUGCCGUCGGUGGUAAUGCCAACGUUGCCGUCAUUAUUGCUGGGCUCUUGGGGGUUUCCGUUAUCGUCGGUGCCUUGUAAGCUGCAACGCCAUACGUGUUUUUGAAUACCGGCUAAGGAAUGCUUGUAUGUAGAAAAAAUAGAGAAUAAUGAUCCAUGUUGGAUGUAGCGAG